AGGGACAUGGGAACGUAGUAUUCCAUGCAGGUCGGUGCGAUUUCGUGCCAGGGGAAUUUUUCCCUGGAAAACGGGGAACUUAUCGUAAUGUUUACGUUCUUUUGACAAAACUCGCAUGUAAACACAAAUGUUAAAAUUGAGGAGAAAUUAAUACUUUUCUUGAGCCACUGCUACUAAUAGCUUGUAAAAAUGAGCACUGACGAGCCACCAAAAAAGAGAUAUAGACGGGUUGAGGAAGACGAAAAGAAUAACUCAGAUUCUGAUGAUAAUUAUGUUCCCUAUGUCCCAGUUAAGGAAAGGAAAAAGCAGCAGUUGAUGAAGCUAGGUCGAAUAGGCCAGCUUAAAGAGGCAGAACAUAAUAAACCAAAAUCAUCCAGUGAAAAUGAAACAAAUGAGGAUGAUGAAGAAGAAGAUGAAAUAUGGGGGAGAAAGAACAAUAUUCCAUUGCUGGAUCAACACACCGAGCUCCGGAAACUGGCAGAAGCAAAAAAGGUCAGUGCUGUAGAAAGGCAACUGAAAAAGGAAGAAGAAAUCUUGGAGAUUGUUGCUGAGAAAAAAGCUCUUAUGGGUGUGUCAGAGUUGGCUAAGGGAAUUCAGUAUUGUGAACCUAUCAAAACUAGUUGGAGACCACCAAGGUAUGUGCUGGAAAUGCCACCAAGCAGAUAUGAAAAACUUAGAAUAGAACUGAGGAUCUUAGUAGAAGGGGAAGAUAUUCCGCCACCGCUGAGGUCAUUCAAAGAGAUGAAGUUACAUGGAGGUAUCAUUGCAGCAUUGAAGGAAAAACACAUCAAAAAACCUACUCCCAUACAAAUCCAGGGUAUACCAACAGUUAUUUAUUCCAGAUUAUCAGGAAGAGACAUGAUUGGGAUAGCAUUCACAGGAUCUGGUAAAACACUGGUUUUUGUCCUACCCCUUAUAAUGUUCUGUUUGGAACAAGAAGUAAAACUUCCCUUCACCAAAAAUGAGGGUCCUUAUGGGCUCAUUAUUUGCCCGUCUAGAGAACUUGCUAAACAGACAUAUGAUAUCAUCCAAUACUAUUGUGAUAGCUUAAGGAAAUACAAUAUGCCACAAAUCAGAACAUGUCUUGCUAUUGGUGGAGUUCCAGUCACAGAAUCUAUAGAAAUUAUACAAAGAGGAGUCCAUAUAAUGGUGGCCACACCUGGAAGGCUUAUGGACAUGCUAGAGAAAAAAAUCGUGAAACUGUCAGUCUGUCGAUACUUGUGUAUGGAUGAAGCAGACAGAAUGAUAGAUCUUGGAUUUGAAGAAGAUGUCAGGACGAUAUUUUCAUACUUCAAUGGUCAAAGGCAAACUUUGCUAUUUUCAGCUACUAUGCCAAAGAAGAUUCAAAAUUUUGCCAGAUCUGCUUUGGUUAAGCCUAUUACAAUAAAUGUUGGGAGGGCUGGUGCUGCUUCGAUGAAUGUCAUACAGGAAGUGGAAUAUGUGAAACAAGAAGCUAAAAUUGUAUAUCUACUGGAAUGCCUGCAAAAAACACCACCUCCAGUUCUAAUAUUCGCCGAGAAGAAACAAGAUGUGGACGCUAUCCAUGAGUACCUUCUACUAAAAGGUGUUGAAGCUGUAGCUAUUCAUGGUGGAAAAGACCAGGAAGAAAGAUCUAGAUCAGUUGAAGCAUUCAGAAGGCAAGAAAAAGACGUAUUAGUGGCAACUGAUGUAGCAUCCAAAGGUUUAGACUUUCCAGACAUUCAGCACGUCAUAAACUAUGACAUGCCAGAUGAUGUUGAAAAUUAUGUCCACAGGAUAGGGCGUACCGGAAGAUCAGGAAAUAAAGGAUUAGCGACCACCUUCAUAAACAAAUCGAAUGAUGAAUCAGUACUGCUAGAUCUCAAACAUUUAUUGAUAGAAGCAAAACAAAAGGUGCCACCGUUUCUCGCUGAACUUUGCUCUGAAAGUGAAAAAUAUUUGGCUCUUGGAGGAGAACAUGGUUGUAGUUAUUGUGGCGGCUUGGGUCACAGGAUCACUGACUGUCCAAAGUUAGAAGCAUUACAAAACAAACAGGCGUCAAAUAUUGGAAGAAGAGAUUAUCUGGCGAAUACAGCCGCAGAUUAUUAAUUUAUUGUACACUAUAUAAUUCUUAAGUAUAGGCUCAAUAAAAAAUAGUAUCAAGUGU
This is a messenger RNA of Acanthoscelides obtectus, 2125 nucleotides long. Lineage: Eukaryota; Metazoa; Arthropoda; Insecta; Coleoptera; Chrysomelidae. The record is from the annotation of a GenBank genome assembly.